Messenger RNA from Eufriesea mexicana, 514 nucleotides. Its product is annotated as adhesive plaque matrix protein 2. The record is from RefSeq and is a predicted model, not a curated record. The coding region runs from base 1 to 384 and encodes 127 amino acids. Lineage: Eukaryota; Metazoa; Arthropoda; Insecta; Hymenoptera; Apidae. The transcript is spliced from 4 exons.
AUGCUACCAAGAUUGAUAUUACCAAUAUUUCUGCUACUCACUAUUAUAGGUACGUUAUUAAACGCUUGCGAUUUGGAUCAAAUGCAAUAUGGAUGUCGUAUCUAUAAUGCACAAUGUAGAUGCGGUUACGGUUGUUCCUCCGAAUACAGAUAUAACAGUAACGAUGAUUGCAAAGAAGCAUUAAGAGGCAGGCGUAGCGAUAUAUGUUAUAGAUCAAAACCUUGUUUAAAUGGAGGAUCAUGCUUGCAAAUAUCAUCAGAACCUGGAUUUAAAUGUCGCUGUGAAGGAACCGGUUAUUACGGACCACAUUGUGACAAACCUUGCACAGGACCAAAUAAUCAACGUUUCCGAGGACCGUUUCCUUAUGAAUGUGUUGUGAUCUAAUUUACAAUUUGCCUUCUUUUAAUCUAUCAAAAAUGAAAUACAUCCAGUAUGUUAAGUACAAAAAAUAAACAUAUUUUGCGAAACUUUACACAUCUUUGUACAUACAUAAUAAAUAUAUUGUAUAUAUGAC